Telopea speciosissima is the source of this 671-nucleotide messenger RNA. RefSeq lists its product as uncharacterized. The coding region runs from base 189 to 578 and encodes 129 amino acids. Lineage: Eukaryota; Viridiplantae; Streptophyta; Magnoliopsida; Proteales; Proteaceae. The transcript has 2 exons. The record is from RefSeq and is a predicted model, not a curated record.
GCUUUCUCGCAUCUUCUUUCCUGUUUACGUUGAAGAACGAAAGAUUACGAAAGCGAAUCAACUGAAACUACCAGACAUCCACCGGGAACAAAGGAAUACACCUUAUCUUCUCCAAAAUUCCCCAAAAUUGCGAGCCGAAUUGCAGUGGCAACAGUUUGUUAGUUUAGUUACUUCACAAGUUGCCAGCCAUGUCUGUGGUCAGAAGUUACCAAGGCCCAGCUUAUUGGAUUCACUGUUUCUGCUCUCCUUCUACUAAGCUCCUUCCGAAGCUUCGGAAUCCUGGCUCUACUUCACUUGCCAAGGCGUUCUUUACUGGGGUUCCAGAGAAAGUUAGGGUUUCGGAGUUGAAUCAUAAAGGCAGAGAUGGGAAGAAUUCAGUAUGUUGCUUCUGUAAGCCGAAUUCCGAGGUUGAACAGAAAUCUUCGAUUGAGGAAGAGAGUGAACGGCCUCCUUUUGAUAUCAAUCUUUCUGUUAUACUUGCUGGGUUCUCCUUUGAAGCCUACACUAGCCCACCGGAAAAUAUUGGAAAGAAAGAAGUCGAUGCUGCAGACUGUCAGACUGUGUUUCUAUCAGAGUAAGAAAUUUUACUUCUGAAUUGUUUCUGUAGACUUCUUGCUUUAUGAUUUCAUCACAAAUUUAACUCCACUUGUUUUUUAACUAUUGAACUUCAU